Molecule: messenger RNA, 10194 nt
Organism: Colossoma macropomum (tambaqui)
Lineage: Eukaryota; Metazoa; Chordata; Actinopteri; Characiformes; Serrasalmidae
Product: protein unc-80 homolog
Exons: 64
Coding region: 163-10170 (3335 amino acids)
Biological process (GO): monoatomic cation homeostasis
Cellular component (GO): cation channel complex; axon
Molecular function (GO): monoatomic cation channel activity
Source: RefSeq, a predicted model, not a curated record
UUUCACCUCAUAGCUCAAAGCGGUGGUGGCAAAACCGGCACGCAUCCCCACCUGCGGCCAUUUUCUCGACAUGUAAGCAGUGUCCGUGUCCGUGGACGCGGGGAAAAGCCCUUUUUACGGGCCGUUCGCUCCAUCCUUUUUGCGCUGAGCCGCUGGGUGAAGAUGGUGAAGAGGAAAAGCCUGGACGACAGCGAGCAGGAGAACUGCCGAGGGAUACCGUUCCCUAUUCAGACCUUCCUCUGGAGACAGACCAGUGCCUUUUUGAGACCGAAGCUAGGGAAGCAGUAUGAAGCCUCCUGUGUGUCUUUUGAGCGUGUGCUGGUGGAGAAUAAGCUCCAUGGACUCUCUCCAGCUCUCACUGAGGCCAUCCAGAGCAUCUCACGCUGGGAGCUGGUGCAGGCAGCGCUGCCUCAUGUCCUCCACUGCACCUCCAUCCUCCUGUCCAACCGCAACAAGCUAGGGCACCAGGACAAGCUCGGUGUAGCCGAGACCAAACUACUCCACACUCUUCACUGGAUGCUGCUGGAGGCUGCCCAGGAGUGCCACCAGGACCUGGGACAUGGCUGGUCUGGAGGGGGCAGUAGCGGCAGCAGUGCCUUUCUGCAGCCCUUGGGCAACCAAGGAAAUCUUGAGCGGAGUGGCAGCACCCCUGAAGAGAACGAGUACGCCCGUGCCAAGCUUUACCACAAGAACAUGGCCACUGUGGAGCUUUUCGUAUUUCUCUUCGCUCCUCUCAUACACCGCAUCAAGGAGUCUGAUCUCACCUUUCGAUUAGCUAGUGGACUUAUCAUUUGGCAGCCAAUGUGGGAGCACCGCCAGCCCGAUGUUCCCGCCUUCUCUGCUCUCAUCAAGCCAAUGCGGAACAUUGUUACUGCAAAGAGGAACUCUCUGGUGAAUAACCAGUGCAGCCCCUGUGGCACCAGCAACCCCUGCUCGACGGUGGUGUGUGAAUCAGCCCAGUCAGACUCCUCCUCCCCUUCGGUGACAGGCCAGAGCUGUCGCCGUGGCAACUCAGUGGAGAGAGGAGGCUCCUCACAGCAGCCAUUCGAGAGAGGCCUCUCCCAGAAGAAAUUGUCAGCGCCUGGCGGCCUCUCUGUGUCCCAGCGGGCAAGGUAUGCUACAUACUUCGAUGUAGCAGUGCUGCGUUGCCUGCUGCAGCCUCAUUGGACAGAAGAGGGGGUGCACUGGGCUCUCAUCUUCUACCUGCAGCGACUGCGGCAAAUACUACAGGAGAAGCCUGAGCGGCCCCCCGAACUGCCCAUAGCACCUCUGCCUCGACCCCGAAGCAGCUCCAUGGUAGCUGCAGCACCCUCUCUGGUCAACACACAUAAAACACAGGACAUGACCUUGAAGUGCAAUGAGGAGGGCAGGUCUCUGAGCUCAGAGACCUUCUCCAAAGUAUCCAUCACCAACCUCAGAAGACCAGCCGUCCCAGACCUCGCGUCUGACAUGGGCAUGAAUAUUUUCAAAAAGUUUAAGAACCGCAGGGAGGACCGGGAGAGGAAGGGAUCCAUUCCAUUCCACCACACAGGGAAAAAGAGGCAGCGGCGUAUGGGCGUUCCUUUCCUGAUGCACGAGGACCACCUGGAUGUCUCGCCCACACGCAGCACAUUCUCAUUCGGGAGCUUCUCCGGUUUGGGUGAUGAACGCCGCCCCCUAGAGCGUGGGGGCUGGCCCUCAACCAUCAUGGGAAAGUUCACUCGCCGAGGCAGCACAGACACAGCAGGAGAUAUGGACAGUCUUGGAGCAAAACACUCACAUUCCCACCACAACUUGCCUGACCAUUCCAACAGCCACAGUGACAACACCAUCAAAGAGGGCGUCCGUUCCCAAAUCUCUACCAUCACCAUGGCUACCUUUAACACAACCGUGGCCUCCUUUAACGUGGGCUACACUGAUUUCUUCACGGAGCACAUUAAGAAGCUGUGCAAUCCCAACCCCAUCCCGGAGAUGCCUUGUGAGCCGCUGGCAUGUUCCAACCUGCCCCGCAGUCUGACCGAUUCGUGCAUCAACUACUCCUGCCUGGAAGAAAGAGACACCAUCGAGGGAACCAACAACUUCAUCCUGAAAAAUGGCAUGCUGGAUCUUACUGCUGUCCUUAGAGCUCUGUAUGCUGUCCUCAACCAUGACAUCAGCUCACGGAUCUGUGACGUGGCCCUCAACAUCAUCGAGUGUCUCCUGCAGCUGGGUGUGGUGCCCAGCAUGGCAAAGAAGAUGUCUAAACCUGAGGACAAGGCGAAGGAAGCAGAGCAUUCGAAAGAAGGCGCUGGCCAAGGUGUGGGCGGAGCUCAUGGUGGCGUGAGUGGGGGCACAGGGGCGGCGCCCAGUGGAGGGAGUGGAGAUGGUGAUGGAGGAGGAGGAGGAAGUGGAGGAGGAAGCAGAAAUGAUAUUAAAAACAACAAAGACAACAAGGAGGAGGAAUCUUCCCUCAGCACUCACAGACUGGCUCUUACCAUGCUCAUUAAGAUUGUGAAGUCUCUUGGCUGUGCUUAUGGCUGCGGGGAAGGCCAUCGCGGACUCUCGGGAGAUCGUCUGCGCAUGCAGGCCCAGAACUGCCUGACCAGUCUGUACAAGCUGGAUAAGGUGCAGUUCCGGCAGACUAUGAAAGAGUACGUCAACAAGGAUUCACUCAACAACAUAGUGGAUUUCCUGCAUGCUCUCCUCGGCUUCUGCAUGGAGCCCAUCACUGACAAAUACGGCAGUGCAGGUGAGAGGUCCAGGAGGGCGAAUAAACGAAACUUCGACAAGGCUGGCUUUGGAAACAAUUUCGCCACAGGAGGUGAUAAGUCUCUGGCUCAGAACAUGGAGGCAGUGGUGGUGGGCUGCAUGUUCAAAUCCCUUAUAACCAGAUGCGCCUCCACUACACAUGAGCUGCACAGCCCAGAGAAUCUGGGUCUGUACUGCGACAUUCGGCAGUUGGUUCAGUUUAUCAAAGAGUCGCAUGGCAACGUUUUCCGUCGCGUGGCCCUGAGCGCUCUGUUGGACAGUGCAGAAAAACUCAAUGCCACAAAGAAACCUGAGGAGAAAGAGGACGCCAAGCCCGGUGCACAAAAAAGUGAGGAACAGAUCCCCGGGGCUCUUUUAGGAAGGAAGGACUUCUGGAGAAAGAUGUUCAAAUCCCAGAGUGCUGCCAGCGACACCAGCAGUCAGUCAGAGCAAGACACAUCUGAGUGCACUACUGCCCAUUCGGGCACCACCACAGACCGCCGUUCCCGCUCGCGCUCCCGACGCAUCUCACUGCGCAAAAAGCUCAAAUUGCCCAUAGGAAACUGGCUGAAGCGGUCCUCCCUGUCGGGACUGGCUGACGGGGUAGAGGACCUGCUGGACAUAAGUUCAGUGGACAGACUGUCCUUCAUCAGGCAGAGCUCCAAGGUGAAGUUCACUAGUGCUGUGAAGCUGUCCGAGGGAAGCGCUAUGGAGUACGGCCGGGAGGAGGAGGAAAAUUUCUUCAAGCGGCUCGGUAAAUGGCGGUCCGGUCGGCGGAACCCAUCCAAGCUUCACCACACAGAGGAGAAAGAUGGAUGCCAUGGAUUUCAGGAGCGCUUGGUUGCUAGCCAGGAGGCUAUGAAAAAUAAGAACAUAGUGAACCUGGGUGCAAUUAGACAGGGCAUGAAAAGGUUCCAGUUCCUCUUGAAUUGCUGUGAGCCAGGAACCAUCCCUGAUGCCUCCAUAUUAGCUGCCGCACUGGACCUGGAAGCUCCAGUGGUGGCUAGGGCAUCCCUUUUCCUGGAGUGUGCCCGCUUUGUGCACCGCUGUAACCGUGGCAACUGGCCGGAGUGGAUGAAAGGUCACCAUGUCAACAUUACCAAGCGAGGGCUCUCGAGAGGACGCUCACCUGUGGCGGGGAACAAAAGGAACAACAAACUCCAGUGGAACGCAGCCAAGCAUUUCUACCAGUGGGGGGAUGCGAUUGGCACUCGCCUGAGUGAGUUGUGCCACUCAGACAGCGAGAGCCCGGCUAACAUCCUCGGCUUUAUUUAUGACGAUGAGAGCAAGAGGAGGGCAAGGAAAGAGGAUGAAGAAGAGGACUUCCUGGAUGACAAUACAGUCAACCCUACGAAAUGUGCCUGUCCCUUUGCACUGAAGAUGUCUGCUUGUCAGCUGCUUUUGGAGAUCACCACCUUCUUGAGAGAGACCUUCCCCUGCCUUCCUCGUCCUCGCACAGAGCCUCUAGUGGAUUUAGAGAGUUGCAGGCUGCGUCUGGACCCAGAGCUGGGCCGACAUCGCUAUGAGAGAAAAAUCAGCUUUGCGGGAAUUCUGGAUGAUGAGGAUGGUCAUGAUUCCCUGAACAGCAGCAGUCACACUCUGAAGUCUGAUACUGCAUGUGAUGAAAAGAAAUCUUCACAAGAGCCCCUAGCUCCCAUCAGGAAGAUCCGCAUCGGAGGCUCUCGCCUGCUGCAGAUCAAAGGGGCCAGGAGUUUCAAGGUGAAGAAAGGAGGCUCCCUUUCCUCCAUCCGUAGGGCUGGAAGUCUGAAGAGCACCAAGAUGUCCCGGCAGGACUCGGAGUCCGAGAAUGACGCUGAGUCUGAUCGUCUGCUGUCUCAAAGCAGAGACACGGUCACUGAUAUAGGGAGCCCCUGGAGUGCCAGUGAGCCCAGCAUUGAGCCUGAAGGUCCUGGCAGCACUGGGGGAGUGGAGGACAACUACCACCGCAACAUGUCAUGGCUGCAUAUUAUGAUCCUGCUAUGCAACCAGCAGAGUUUUAUCUGCACCCAUGUGGACUUCUGCCACCCGCGCUGCUACCAGCGUCACAGCCGCUCUUGCGCCCGCCUGGUCCGUGCCAUCAAACUGCUGUACGGAGAGACCGUGGACAGCCUGAGAGAGAACAGCUCCACCACUGGCUUCAGCACACGUGCCAAGAAGAGCAAAGAGUGCUCGGACAAGUCGUGCCUGCGGACCCCAUCAAUGAAGAGACGUCCCACCGACAGCAAUGCAGAGGGGAAAAAAGACUCGGGGAUGCUGAAGUACAUCCGAACACAGGUGAUGAGUCUGUCUCCAGCUCCUCUGUCCCUGCUCAUAAAAGCAGCCCCCAUCCUGACGGAGGACAUGUAUGGAGACAUCCAGCCAGCUGCCUGGGAGCUGCUGCUCAGCGUGGAUGAGCAUAUGGCUGCUGCUGCAGCUGCCAUGUUCCUGCUGUGUGCUGUGAAGGUGCCUGAUGCCGUCACUGAGAUGAUGAUGGCUGAGUUUCAGCAUCAUGAGGCCAGUCAGAGGAUCAACUCAGUGCUCAAGUUCUACACAAUCUGGAGGUUUCGCUACCAGGUGUGGCCUCGCAUGGAGGAGGGUGCACAGCAGAUCUUUAAGAUUCCUCCACCCAGCAUUAACUUCACUCUGCCAUCCCCUAUCCUGGGAAUGCCCUGUGUGCCCAUGUUUGACCCACCAUGGGUGCCGGUAAACGCUGGGACUGUCCCAGAUGCAAUCAGUGAAGAUCAGUCAAAAUCGUUCUCGGCCCGUGCAGUGUCCCGCUCUCACCAGCGUGCAGAGCACAUCCUGAAGAACAUGCAGCAGGAGGAGGAGAAGAGGAGGCUGGGUCGCGAGGCCAGCAUCAUCACAGCUAUCCCCAUCGCUCAGGAGGCCUGCUACGAACCCACCUGCAGCCCCCCGCCUGAGCAGGAGGAAGAGGCAGAAGAUGUGGUAAAUUUGGCCUCUCGUCGUCUGUCAGUCAGCCCCUCCUGUGCCUCUAGCAACUCUCACAGGAACUACUCAUUCCGUCGGGGCUCCGUGUGGUCUGUGCGCUCGGUGGUCAGUGCUGAAGAUGAUGAGAACACCACGGAGCACACACCAACACAUCACAUGCUGCAGCCACCCCAGUCUGUUUUCCCAGCAUGCAUCUGUGCUGCAGUCUUGCCCAUAGUUCACCUAAUGGAGGAUGGAGAUGUUCGAGAGGAUGGUGUCGCAGUGAGUGCCGUGGCCCAGCAGGUGCUGUGGAACUGUCUGAUUGAAGACCCUGCACUUGUGCUUCGCCACUUCCUGGAGAAACUCACUGUCAGUAACAGACAGGAUGAGCUUAUGUACAUGCUCAGAAAACUGCUCCUCAACAUUGGAGAUCUACCUGCACAGACCUCACACAUUCUCUUCAACUAUCUGGUGGGUUUGAUCAUGUAUUUUGUGCGGACACCGUGCGAGUGGGGCAUGGAUGCUAUCUCAGCUACUCUGACCUUUCUGUGGGAGGUGGUAGGCUAUGUGGAAGGCCUCUUCUUUAAAGACCUCAAACAGACCAUGAAGAAGGAACAGUGUGAGGUCAAACUGCUGGUAACUGCCUCUAUGCCAGGAACCAAGACCCUGGUGGUCCAUGGGCAGAAUGAGUGUGAUAUCCCCACCCAGUUACCAGUGCAUGAGGAUACACAGUUUGAAGCCCUGCUAAAGGAAUGCCUUGAGUUUUUCAAUAUUCCAGAGGCUCGGUCAGCCAACUACUUUCUAAUGGACAAGCGUUGGAAUCUCCUCCACUAUGCCAAGACAUAUGUACGAGACAUCUACCCUUUCAGGCGAUCAGUGUCACCUCAGCUGAACCUGGUCCACAUGGCUCCAGAGAAAGGCCUGGAGCUCAUUCAGAAACAGGUGUUCUCCAGGAAGCUGGAGGAGGUGGGCCGAGUUCUCUUCCUCAUCUCGCUCACUCAGCGCAUGCCAGCCAUGCACAAGCAAUCCCAUGUCUCACUGCUUCAGGAAGACCUGCUGCGCCUGCCCUCCUUCCCCCGCACAGCCAUUGAUGCUGAGUUCACUCUCUUCAAUGAGCCUCUGGGAAAAGAGCUCUUUGGUAUGGACACCUUGCAUAAGGUAUUGUGGAUCAAGCUGCUGGAGGAGAUGUUCCUGGGCAUGCCCAGCGAGUACCCCUGGGGUGAUGAGAUCAUGCUGUUUCUGAAUGUGUUCAAUGGAGCCCUGCUGCUUCACCCUGAAGACAGUGCCCUCCUCAGGCAGUACACUGCCACUGCCAUCAACACAGCUGUGCACUUCAACCACCUCUUCUCCCUCAGUGGCUACCAGUGGAUUCUCCCUACUAUGCUUCAGACCUAUGCUGAUUAUGAGAGUAAUCCACUGCUGCGUCGAGGCAUUGAGUUCUGCUGCCGACAGUUUUACAUCCUCCACCGCAAGCCCUUCAUCCUGCAGCUGUUUGCCAGUGUGGCCCCACUGCUCGAGUUCACUACCUGCACCAGUACUGGACUGUCUAAAGGCGUGUCUGCCCAGUGCCUGUUUGACCUGCUGGUGUCUCUGGAAGGAGAGACAGCUGAUGGUCUGGAUGCUCUGGAGUUGGUCAAGGCUGAGAAACCUCUUCGCUCUCUGGAUUUUUGUUAUGGCAAUGAGGACCUAGCCUUCUCCAUCAGUGAGUCCAUCAAGCUGUGUGUGACAGUGGUGGCUUACGCUCCUGAGUCCUACCGAAGCUUACAGAUGUUGAUGGUUCUAGAGGCGCUGGUUCCUUGUUACCUGCAGAAACUGAAGGGUAACAGUCAGGCCCUGGAGUCAGCGUCUGUAGCCAGAGAUGAGAUUGCUGCCAUUGCUGCUCUGGCUACUUCCCUUCAGGCCCUGCUCUAUAGUGUGGAGUCCCUGACACGGCCUAUGACUGCACCUCAGAUGAGUCGCUCUGAUCAAGGCCAUAAAGGAGGAACUGCUGCCAACCACACCAUGUCUGGAGGGCCGAAUACCAGGGACAACCUGCACCUGUUGGAGGAGGGUCAGGGCAUGCCGCGGGAAGAGCUGGACGAGCGCAUCGCCCGAGAAGAGUUUCGCCGGCCCCGCGAGUCACUGCUCAACAUCUGUACUGAGUUCUACAAACACUGUGGCCCACGCCUCAAAAUCCUGCAGAACGUGGCAGGAGAACCCAGGGUCACUGCUCUAGAACUUCUGGAUAUCAAGUCUCAUAUGAGACUGGCAGAGAUUGCCCACUCCCUCCUCAAGCUGGCUCCGUACGACACUUUAACCAUGGAGAGCCGCGGCCUGCGGCGCUACAUCACUGAGAUGCUGCCCAUCACCGACUGGUCAUCAGAGGCUGUGCGGCCCGCCCUCAUCCUUAUCCUCAAACGACUGGACCGCAUGUUCAACAAGAUCCACAAGAUGCCCACGCUCAGGUGCGCGCGCCCGCAGGCUCUGUACUCCAGACGACAGGUGGAAUGGGAGGCAGCCAGCAGUCUGAUUGAGGGCAUCUGUCUUACUCUCCAUCGCCAGCCAAUCAUCUCCUUUCUUCCCCACCUACGCUCCCUCAUCAAUGUCUGUGUAAACCUGGUGAUGGGCGUGGUUGGACCCUCCAGUGUAGCAGACGGCUUGCCAUUGCUGCAUUUAAGUCCAUACUUGUCCCCUCCUCUUCCCUUCAGCACAGCUGUGGUUCGCCUUGUAGCCAUGCAGAUACAGGCUUUGAAGGAUGACUUCCCGCUCAGUCACGUGAUCUCUCCCUUCACCAAUCAGGAGCGGCGAGAAGGCAUGCUACUCAACCUUCUGAUUCCUUUUGUGCUAACUGUUGGCUCAGGAAGCAAAGACAGUCCUCAGAUUGAGCAGGCAGAGGUUUUCCUGCUCCUGCAGACAGUCAUCAACAUCCUUUUGCCUCCACGUAUCAUCAGCACCUCACGCAGUAAGAACUUUGUGCUGGAUGCUUCUCCGGCGCACUGUUCCACACCCGGAGACACGGGCAAGGACCUGCGCCGAGAGGGUCUGGCCGAGUCCACCAGCCAAGCGGCUUAUCUGGCUCUGAAGGUGGUGCUGGUGUGCUUUGAGAGGCAGUUGGGUAAUCAGUGGUACAGACUGAGUCUGCAGGUGAAGGAGAUGGCUCUGCGGAAAGUGGGCGGUCUGGCUUUCUGGGACUUUAUCGACUUUAUAGUGCGCACCCGCAUCCCCAUCUUCGUGCUCCUGCGCCCCUUCAUACAAUGCAAGCUGCUGACCCAGCCAGCAGAGUCUCAGGAGGAAAUCACGGCUCGACAUCACAUUGCUGACCAGCUGGAGAGGCGCUUCAUCCCUCGCUCACUCUGCAAGAGCUCCCUGUUCGCCGAAUUCAACAACGAGCUCAAGAUCCUGAAAGAGGCUGUACACAGUGGCUCGGCUUACCAAGGGAAGACAUCCAUCAGUACAGUGGGUACCUCCACAUCAGCCUAUCGGCUGAGUCUGGCCACCAUGUCACGUUCCAACACCGGCACAGGGACGGUGUGGGAGCAAGACAGUCAGCCCUCCCGGCAGCCGUCACAGGACACGCUCAGCCGCACUGAUGAAGAGGAGGAGGAAAAUGACUCCAUAAGCAUUCCCAGUGUGGUAAGUGAGCACGAGGCUUUCUUCCCCACUCUCAUUACCCAGCGCCGGUUCUCCAGCCACGCUACGGGUUCCUCCUCCACCCAGCCAGAGCCGGGCCUCAGCACCAUGCUGCCCAGCCACAGUGAACCCAAUGUGCUAGAUGAGUCCCAGGGGCUGCUGCAGGAGGGUAACCUCUCACGGGUCGCAAGUGUCCAGAGCGAGCCUGGCCAGCAGAAUCUCCUGCUUCAGCCACCACUCGGUCGUAAAAGGGGUCUUAGACAGCUUCGUCGGCCGCUGUUGUCCAUUCCAAGGGUGCAGGACGAAUCUCGUGGCCGGCAGGGAGCAAGGCUCUCAACCACACGCAGGAGCAUUCAGCCCAAGAACAAAGCAAUCGAUAAAGCACAUAAUGACCAGAAGAGGUCAGUCACUUUCACAGAGACUCAGCAGGAAGCUUCUGGAAAGUCUCCUUCUGCUACACCCACACCUACACCCAGCACAGUGCUGCCUGGUGUGACCGAGUCCAGAAGAUUAAGCCAUGGCCGGGCCUCACCUUUAACCACUGCUCCUUCUGAGACUCCAUCACCAACCCUCAAAGCUGACCAGCACAGCCUAGGGCGACCACAGGCCUCACCUUUGGCCAUGGGUAAAGAGAAGAGAGAGCAGGGCAGUGUUAGAAGCAGCCUGUCCCCAACGCCUUCCUCCGCUCCAACCUCCAGAUCCUGCUCUCCCCUCCCUCCCCCACUCCCAGCCCUGAGUACCCCGGUUCGGCUUGCCGCGACCCAGAUCCGCGAGAGCCCAGAGGAUGAGGAGACCUCGGGGCUCCUGCAGAACACAGACACCUCGCUCCAGACGGGUGAGGAGCAGGGCACAGAGAACCCUUUACUCACAUCGCUGCUCACACCUCACUCUCUGUCUCCUCUCCCCCUCUCUCCUGUAGACCUGGACCUGGAUGAGUCCCAUGUCUGAACUUAUCAAAGCCAUAACUCCUUA